This is a messenger RNA of Thalassophryne amazonica, 558 nucleotides long. Its product is annotated as serine/threonine-protein kinase pim-2-like. NCBI's taxonomy places the organism in Eukaryota, Metazoa, Chordata, Actinopteri, Batrachoidiformes, Batrachoididae. Gene Ontology annotation, molecular function: ATP binding; protein serine/threonine kinase activity. Gene Ontology annotation, cellular component: cytoplasm. The transcript is spliced from 4 exons. Bases 1 to 558 code for a protein of 185 amino acids. The record is from RefSeq and is a predicted model, not a curated record. Gene Ontology annotation, biological process: protein autophosphorylation; regulation of mitotic cell cycle; negative regulation of apoptotic process.
AUGACGAAUGGCCAAAGAGAAAAUCUUCCUCUGGAGGUCUUCCUCAUACAGAAAGCUGCAGGAGGAAAUCACUGUGGUGGGAGCGCUGCUGCCAUUUCCCUCCUGGACUGGUACAUCAAAGAGGAGGAGCUCAUCCUGAUUCUGGAGAGACCAUCUCCUUGUUCUGACCUCUUCGACUAUGUCAAAAGCAAAGGAGGUUUUCUGGAGGAGAAAGAGGCCAAGGUGGGGUUGAGUGAACCAUUUGGUUGGGUGGACAUGGUGCAUGUACUCCCCCAUGGGGUCACACUGCUGUGUACAGGUCCUUAUGCCCCUCCAGAGGUCUUCUGGAAGAAUAAAUACAGGGCAUGUCCGACCACCGUGUGGCAGCUGGGCGUGCUGAUGUACGGCCUGCUGGAAGGAAACCAGCUGUUUCUGAUAGAAAAGUUCCUUCAGAAAAACCUCAACAUGGAUUUAAAAGUAUCCAAAAACUGCCAGGAUUUCCUGGACAAAUGUCUGUGUGAAUGUCCAGAGAAGCGAGCUGACUUGGAGCAGCUGAUGCUUCACCCCUGGUUCCAGUGA